GGGCCGGAAGUGCUCCUUGGCGGGCGGGGAAGCUGGUAGGCACGCAGGGCUCGGCUGCGGCGAGACUUGAGGGGACGGGUGAUUUGCCUAAGUGAAAGGGAAGAGAACUCGGAGUACCCCGGCAACAGUUCCAAGCAUGCGUAGAGCCGACCGGCUAAAAGCCAGAAAAGCCUAGAGAAAGACUGGUCGCGGAAAGGGGACGGUUACUUCCCGGAAGAGGCGGGGCCACUGAGAGAGGGCGCCGAAUUAGAAGUGAUUGGCGGCUUCCCGGGUUGGGGUGCUGAGUCCCAGACGUUAGUCUUUGCUUAGCGAAAAAGGUAGAGAACUUUUCCUUUUCUUUUUUUUUCCACUUAAGUUUUUAAAUUUUUUUUAUUUUAGAAGAGAAAGUUUGGAAACUUGGAGGCCGCAGUAGUUAGGAUUCAGGCCAAACUAGUAAAUGACGGAGGGGCGUCUUCCAAAACCAAGGAGAAAAGGUUGUCCGGUCUUUUGAAGUGUGUUUCAAAUAACAGCAGAUAAUCACCAGAAUGGGAGUGAAUGACUUGUGGCAAAUUUUGGAGCCUGUUAAACAACACAUCCACUUGCAUAAUCUUGGUGGGAAAACCAUUGCGGUUGAUCUGAGUCUCUGGGUAUGUGAAGCACAGACAGUCAAAAAAAUGAUUGGAACAGUCCUGAAGCCCCACCUCAGGAACUUAUUUUUUCGUAUCUCAUAUUUAACGCUAAUGGAUGUAAAACUGGUGUUCGUUAUGGAAGGGGAACCCCCAAAGCUGAAAGCUGAUGUCAUAAGCAGGAGGAAUCAGACUCGGUAUGGGCCUUCUGGAAAAACAUGGUCUCAGAAAACAGGGAGAUCACAUUUUAAAUCAGUCUUAAAAGAGUGCCUUGAUAUGCUGGAAUGCUUAGGAAUUCCCUGGGUCCAAGCUGCUGGGGAAGCUGAAGCCAUGUGUGCUUAUCUUAAUGCCAGUGGUUAUGUGGACGGCUGCCUUACCAAUGAUGGGGAUGCUUUCCUAUAUGGAGCCCAGACUGUUUAUAGGAAUUUCUCUAUGAAUACCAAGGAUCCACAUGUUGAUUGUUACACAAUGCCAUCUAUCAAGAGUAAACUAGGUUUGGAUAGAGAGGCUCUGGUCGGACUGGCGAUACUACUUGGCUGUGAUUAUCUCCCCAAGGGAGUCCCUGGAGUUGGAAAAGAGCAAGCAUUAAAACUUAUACAGAUUUUGAAAGGGCAAAGUUUACUUCAAAGAUUUACUCAGUGGAAUGAAAAACCUUCUUUCUCUGAUCCACAGCCAGUAGUUAUUAAAAAACUGGCCCAUUGUUCUGUGUGUUCCCAUCCAGGUUCACCUAAGGAUCAUGUACGUAAUGGCUGCAAACUGUGUAAAACUGAUCGAUACUGUGAACCACAUGAUUAUGAAUAUUGCUGUCCUUGUGAGUGGCACCGUGCAGAGCAUGAUAGACAACUAAGUGCAGUAGAGAACAGCAUUAAGAAAAAAGCUUGCGGUUGUGAGGGAUUCCCUUUCUAUGAGGUUAUUCAAGAAUUCCUUCUGAACAAGGAUAAGUUGGUGAAGGUUAUCAGGUACCAAAGACCUGAUUUAUUAUUGUUUCAGAGAUUUACUCUUGAAAAAAUGGAGUGGCCCAGUCACUAUGCAUGUGAGAAAUUGUUAGUGCUUUUGACCCACUAUGACAUGACAGAAAGAAAGCUUGGUAGAAGGAAUUCUAAUCAACUACAGCCAAUUCGAAUUGUUAAAACCCGAAUCAGAAAUGGAAUUCAUUGCUUGGAAAUAGAAUGGGAAAAGCCUGAACAUUAUGCUAUGGAAGAUAAACAUGGAGAAUUGGUUCUAAAAACAAUAGAAGAAUUAUCGUUGUUUGAAGCAGCUUAUCCCGAGAUUGUUGCUGUUUACCAAAAACAAAACUUAGAAAUGAAAGGGAAGAAACAAAAAAGCUUGAAAAUUAAGCAUAAAGAAAACAAUUGGCCAGAAUCAGAUAAUAAGAAUUUCCAGUCACAGAUGACUUUAAACCCCACAUGUGACAUCAUUUCUAAGCAGAAUUCCAAGUUAAAUUUGGAAAUUACCCCUCAUUGUCCAUUAUCCCAGAAAUCUAUUUCUGCAUCACUGAAUAGCUUGCUUUUACCUGAAGAUAACCCUUGUUUGAAUACACAAGAGCAUUUAAUGUUUUCUCCAGGAUCUUUGCCUAUGCAGCAAAUUACAGCUGUCAGUAAGUCUCUAAUUCCAGAAUCUACUCAACCUAGUACCUCAUCCUAUAAUGUAUCGGUGAUCGCUGAUCUACACUUAAGCACCAUUGACUGGGAAGGUACUUCUUUUAGUAAUUCUCCAGCUAUUCCAAGAAACACUUCCUCUCAUGGUUUAAAAUCAGAACUUGAAACAGCCAUCGCUGAAAAUUUUAAAAAUAUCCCAGAACAAUCGUCCUUUGCAUCAGAAUGGUGCACCACAGACAUUAAUGGAGUAUUGGAUAGGGAUCUUCAAAAGAUUGAUGAUACUGAAGAACAUCUACUUUCUGGCAUUACUGAUUUACAUCUUCAAGAUUUGCCUUUAAAGGAACGAAUACGUAUAAAAUCAUCGUAUCCUCCGGAUAAUGCACAACCAAAUGUCGACCUGAAGACUUUGUCCCUAGUUACCAUAAAAGAAUCUUGUAUUGCUAACAAUGGUUCUGAUUGUCAAUCAUAUCUUUCAAAGGAUCUUCUAGGAAAUCAUUUGCAAAAUGAAUCUAGAAAAUCUAAAGUUCUAAAAGGAGACUAUCUAUUUCAAGAAAACUAUAAAAUGAAUACUUCUGUACCUUAUUCUGUCAAUAACCCAGUAAUAGUAAAGACCUCCAGAGUUGGACCAUCAAAUACUGCUUUAGAUUAUAAUAGAAAAGCUGAUGUGCAAACCACUCAGAAAAGUGUAAUGAAGAAGAGUGUUUGCCUUGACAGACAUUCCUCUGAUGAAGAAAGUGUCCCAGUGUUUGGGAAAGCUAAAUACACAACUCAAAAAAUGAAGCCUCGUUCUCAGAAGCAUUAUCCAGCCCCGUUCAAGAAAGAUGAUGCCAACAAGUUGAAUAAUCCUAAAAUACAUAUUAAAGAAACCGAACAGUGUGCCCAGGCUUAUGACACAGCUGGAAAGGAAGACUGUUUCCCAGAUGCAGCUAAAGGUUCUCUGGGUUUUCUACAGCGUCCUAAGGACAAAGGUGACUGUGGUACUUGUUUGGGUAGUCCUCUUCCUUUAUGUCAAAGAUUAAAACUAAGGUUCCAAAACUCUUGAAAUGAAAUUAAAAAUAUUUAAAUAUAACGUAUUUUAGUACCAUAAACACAUAAUCUGCAUUUGGCAUAAAAAUGUAAUGUGCUUCUGUAUGUCAUGAGACACUCUUUUCCAUUUUUAAUUAAAAUUGUAAUAAAAGAUGUUACCUAAAACUUUGGUUUUAAAAGGUGAUCCUUGUGAGAAAAACUUCAGAUAAUGUACAUUUCUAAAACAUACUUUUCCAUUUUUA
Messenger RNA from Neofelis nebulosa (Clouded leopard), 3471 nucleotides. RefSeq names its product GEN1 Holliday junction 5' flap endonuclease (gene GEN1). The transcript is spliced from 14 exons. The record is from RefSeq and is a predicted model, not a curated record. NCBI's taxonomy places the organism in Eukaryota, Metazoa, Chordata, Mammalia, Carnivora, Felidae. Gene Ontology annotation, molecular function: four-way junction DNA binding; 5'-flap endonuclease activity. Bases 525 to 3245 code for a protein of 906 amino acids.